AUGAGGACUUCUUUUGUGUUUUCUUGGGCUCUGCUAGUGGCUCAAACAUAUGCAAAUGUAACUUCGAUUGACGAAGAGCUAAUUAUACCAAAUGAAACCGAUACCGCUGGGACUGUUUUCGAAACGUGUCCUAUCGUUACGACCUCUUCCGAGACCGAUAGUACAAGUGAGUCAUUAGAAGCAGGAAGCUUGUUUAACGACACGACAGAGCUCGAUGGCGCUGUGAAUGAAGAGGGGGAAGGCGAUAGGGUUGUUCUAUUUGAGAAUGUAGAGCCCAUUAAGUAUCCAUUUCAAGAAAAGCUGACAUUGAAGCCAUUGCCACGCAAUUUUAUGGCUGCUUCCUUUCAAUUUCAAAUGAGCUCUAACAAUCUCACUGUUGGAGAGGCGGAAUCAGAUUUUGAUGCUUACCGCCACUAUACAGUUUUCCCCAAGGCCUUGAGUCCAAUCCUUGAAUAUACUCAAACGCGACAAUUGCAUAUUCGUUUCACACACGGUCGUUGGGAUGCAGAAUCCUGGGGUCAAUUGCCCCACAGAGGUUCCAAGUCUGGCGGAAACGGAGUUGAACUUUGGGCCGUCAUCGAAGCCAGCAACAAAAAUGAGGCGUUUGACAACUGGAUAUCGCUCGCCAAUUCUUUGAGUGGACUUUUCUGCUCCUCCAUCAAUUUCAUUGAUAUCGAAAAGACAACCUAUCCGGUUUUGUCGUUCCAACCAGCCAAAAAGGAAUCUAUGCCAAUAUUCAAUUCCUCAAACCAUCUCUUUCUCAUACGAGCAGCACUGGCCAAUGAACCUAUCUGCACAGAGAACUUGACGCCAUUUUUGAAACUUCUACCCACAAGAGGUAGAGCUGGAAUCUCUUCUCUAUUGGAUGGUCACAAAGUUUUCGACUCGAAUUGGCACAGUCUGUCUAUAGACGUUGAGACCCGUUGUGAAGGUAUUCAUUGUAAAUACUAUAUGGAGGAGUACAUUGAAAUGGUAUUCAAUGUUCCUAGCUCUUUGGCUCGUGCAGAUAAGCCGAUUCCAAAGCCUUUGCAGGAGGACGCAUUAAUGUGCGACGAAAGUAAACCACACGACUCUUACGAAUGUUUUCCGUUACCGCAACGCAAGGAAACCAAGUUUGAACUAUCAAAGCUUUUCGGGAAAAAAAUUAUUGGAUCAAGCUUAAUUUCUGAGUACCCUUCUAAGGUAUGUGCAGUAGUCAGUGAUGCUUGGAAUGUUCUCAUCAGUGUAGGUGAUGUUUUCUACUCAACAGAUGACAACUGUUUCACUGUUAAGGACAAGGAGCUUCACGAUCUACACUUCGAAUCUGAAAAUACUGCUGAUAUUGCAGAACCUGACAAGGCUCCAAUCUUUGUUAGUAGGUCUUUGACCGGAUAUGGACAGGACAGUGGCGGGCUUCGUGUAGUUUUCAGAAAUCCAGGAAAUGAAACUGUGACUGCCGUAUACUUUGAAUCGCUACCAUGGUACAUGAGGCUAUACCUAUCGUCUCUAAAGUUGGAAAGCGAAGUGGGACUUGAAAUUGAAGAUGUCAUAAAGAGCACAUUUUAUCUACCGGCAAUUGACAGAGAGAGACCAACGCAUUUGGAAUUUAGUCUAUCUAUACCUGCGAACACAUCUUUGGCGCUGUCAUAUCAAUUCGACAAAGCUUUGCUCAAAUACGCAGAAUACCCUCCAGAUGCCAAUCAUGGAUUUGAAAUCGAGUCUGCAGUGGUAACUGUCAUUGAGCCUACGCAAUACGAGAUGAGAACAUCUACGCUAUUGCUCUCGUUAUCGACGCCUGAUUUCAGUAUGCCUUACAAUGUUAUAAUACUUACCUCCACGAUAAUGGGCCUGGCGUUCGGCACAUUGUACAAUUUAAUGGUUAAGAGAUUAGUGACCAUAGAAGAAGCGGAUAAAAAAUCCUCAUCUAGACGAGGACUCAAAAGUAGGCUAUUGAGCUUUUUCUCCAGGAUAAAGAGAAAUGGUGGCAAAGUUGAUGUUGAGAAAAAACAGCAAUAG
Molecule: messenger RNA, 1995 nt
Organism: Lachancea nothofagi CBS 11611
Lineage: Eukaryota; Fungi; Ascomycota; Saccharomycetes; Saccharomycetales; Saccharomycetaceae
Source: the annotation of a GenBank genome assembly